AUGGAUUUUCGGAUACACUCCUCACGGCUUCGGCUUCACAGAAGAAUGAGCAAGAGGUACGACCGGUGUCUACGCUUUGCGAGAUGCUUAUUGUCAGGCGCCGCAAUUCCGGACGGUGUUUAUGAAAAUGUGCUCGAUUCUGAGGGCAGUUUCGAACGGAUAUGCCGGCUGAUAAACGAUUAUAUGGAACUCGAGCAGCACCCAUCAUUUCACGGGCCAACGCUGAAGCGAAUCCUCGAAAAGGCCGUUGAACUUGACCUCACGCUCCCUGACGCUUGUUAUUCAGGCGUUUUUGAGGCGAAAAAUAUCGCCAGGAGCUUCAUAAAAACAUUUUUCCCGAGCCUCACGACAUUUCCGGAGCUCCAAAAAUCGAUUUCCGGGUAUCCGGAGUCUACGGAAUUGCUGCAAAUUCAAGAAGAAAAUGUUCACAUCAGAAAUGGGACGACUGGGCUGAAGACUUGGCCGGCCGCUCACGAUCUCGCGUAUUUGGCUUCGCUACUACAGUUAUCGGGCAACAUUUUGGAGCUGGGCGCCGGAUGCGGGUUGGCCGGGCUUUCCAUCGCCAAAUCAAGGUCCCAGGCCAAUAUUUUGCUCACCGACUACCACAAUGACGUUCUAGAGCGCCUGGAAGCAAAUGUUCGGCGGAAUCGGUUAAAAAACGCCCAAACCCGGCUCCUGGAUUGGGAAGAUAAAGACGACCGAUCAUUUUUGCAGAGCUACGCUCCGGAUGUCAUUAUAGCUUCUGAUGUACUCUACGACCCAUCACUUUUCAAGCCGCUUUGCGAGACGCUGGUCGCCUGUUUUCAAGCUUCUCCCUCUGCUUUUGCCAUCUUAGCCUCAACGAUUCGGGUACCGGAAACGAUCCAGGAAUUCGUCACGGAAUUGGGCCGCAACCGCCUGACCGUCGUUGAGGACGUCACCUACGAAAAUGGCCGGGUUUUCAAGAAGAGCUCCACUUCGAGACGACGUUCCCGUGCAUCCGCGAGAAGUUCUGCAACACCACGCUUUUUAUGCGAAUUUUCGAAGCUAAAAUUAGCGUCGCCGCUGAAAGCCGAACGGGGAAAG
Molecule: messenger RNA, 1065 nt
Organism: Mesorhabditis spiculigera
Lineage: Eukaryota; Metazoa; Nematoda; Chromadorea; Rhabditida; Rhabditidae
Source: the annotation of a GenBank genome assembly